Molecule: messenger RNA, 6583 nt
Organism: Jaculus jaculus (lesser Egyptian jerboa)
Lineage: Eukaryota; Metazoa; Chordata; Mammalia; Rodentia; Dipodidae
Gene: Espl1
Product: extra spindle pole bodies like 1, separase
Exons: 31
Coding region: 60-6419 (2119 amino acids)
Biological process (GO): proteolysis; meiotic chromosome separation
Cellular component (GO): centrosome; cytoplasm; mitotic spindle
Molecular function (GO): cysteine-type endopeptidase activity
Source: RefSeq, a predicted model, not a curated record
GGAAAUCGUAGGUUACCUUUUGGCUCCUUGGCGCAGGCUUUGGCUGGAGCUCUUGCGCCAUGAGGAACUUCAAAGGAGUCAACUUUGUGUCUCUGCUAAGAAGUCAGAAGGAAGCCCAAGAGCUUCUGCCUGACUUGAAGGAGUUUCUCUGCAAGCCUCCAGCUGGUUGUCCCAGCAGCCGAUCUGACGCUGAGAGGAGACAAGCUUGUGAUGCCAUCCUGAGAGCUUGCAACCAGCAGUUGACUGCCAAGCUAGCUUGCCCUGGGCAUCUGAAGAGCCUGCUGGAGCUGGCGGACAUGGCCUGUGAUGGCUACUUGUUAUUCACCCCACAGCGCCCGCCCCUCUACCUGGAACGCAUUCUCUUCAUCUUACUUCGGAAUGCUGUAGCUCAGGGAAGUCCAGACGCCGUGUUCAACCUUGCUCACUCCCUCCAUGCGUGCUUGGUGCAGUGCUCUUGCCAAGCUGCCUCCCAGGACUAUGAGGCUGUGACUCGGGGCAGCUUUUCUCUGCUCUGGAAGGGAGCAGAAGCACUGUCAGAGCGUCGAGCUGCAUUCUCAGCUCGGCUGAAGGCCUUGAGCUUCCUAGUACUCUUGGAGGAUGGAAGUAUCCCUUGUGACGUUCCUCACUUUGCUUCUCCAACAGCCUGUCGAGUGGUGGCUGCCUAUCAGCUGUUUGAUGCUACUGGGCAUGGUCUAGAUGAAGCAGACGCUGAUUUCCUGUACGACUUGCUCUCUCGGCAUGUGAUCAGAGUCUUAGUGGCUGAGGGAGGUAGCUCUCCCGGUCCUCUUUCUCCCCAGAGGGCCAUCUGUCUCUUGGAGCUCACCUUGGAACACUGCCGUCGCCUCUGCUGGAGCCACCACCAUGACAAGGCCAUUAAUGCAGUGGAGAAGGCAUAUGAUUAUCUAAAGAACACCAAUCUAGCCCCCAGCCUCCAGCUAUGCCAUUUGGGAAUUGAACUGCUACAGACUAGGGAAGAAGGACCCCUGGCAGUGGCCCAGCUUCUGAUUAAGGCAUCAACUCUGCUGAACAACAGCAUGGAGGCGCCAUCACCUCCACUUCGGGCUUUGUAUGACAGCUGCCAGUUCUUCCUUUCAGGCCUGGAACGAGGAAUCAAGAGGCAUAACAGAUCCGAUGUUGUUCUGGGUCUCUUUGCUUUUCUUGGAGGGUACUGUCCCCUUGUCCGGCAGCUGCGGGAUGAUUGUGUCGAUGGGGUCUCCUCUAAGCAGCAGCAGUCUUUGCUUCAGAUGCACUUUCAUGGUCUUCAUCUCUACACUGGGAUGGUUUACGACUUUGCUCAGAGCUGUCAGGUAGCUGAACUGGCCCAGCUGGUGGAGAGUUGCAGAUCUGCUGCUGUCUGGAUGCUGGAGUCAUUAGAGGGGCUGUCAGGCCAAGAGCUCGCUGACUGUCUGAAGCUGACUGCCACUUACACCAGUAACUUGGCCUACAGCUUCUUUAGUCACAAGCUCUAUGAAGAAGUCUGUGUCAUCUUGGAGCCAGUCUGUCAUAAACUGGGCUUAGCUAAGCCAGGCACUUACCCUGAAGUACUACCUGAGAAGCUACAUAGGUGCUUCCGGCUGCAUGUAGAGAGUUUGAAGAAACUGGGUAAACAGACCCAGGGCUGCAAGAUGGUGAUCUUGUGGUUGACAGCCCUCCAACCCUGCAGCCCUGAACACAUGACGGAGCCAGUCAACUUCUGGGUUCGGGUCAAAAUAGAUGCGGCCAGAGCUGGGGACAAAGAACUACAUCUGAAGACUCUGCGAGACUGCCUGAGCAGCUGGGACCCAGAGACACAGGCCCUGCUGCUGCAAGAGGAGCUGCAGGCCUACAAGGCAGUGAAAGCUGACACUGGGCAAGAACGCUUCAACGUUAUCUGUGACCUGCUGGAGCUGGACUCUGAGGAGACGCCUGCCGGGGCCUGGGCACGAGCUACCCACCUGGUGGAACUGGCUCAGGUGCUGUGCUACCAUGAUUUCUCCCAGCACACUGAAUGCUCUGCUCUAGAUGCUAUCCAGGAAGCCCUGCAGCUUCUGGAGUCUGUGAAGCCUGAGGCCCCGGUUAAGGAUUGCCUUCUGGACGAUAAAGCCCAGGCCUUAUUGUGGCUGUACAUCUGUACCUUGGAGGCCAAAAUGCGGGAAGGUAUUGAGCGGGAUCAGAGAGCCCAGGCCCCUAAUAAUCUGGAGGAAUUUGAAGUCAAUGACCUGAACUAUGAAGAUAAACUUCAGGAAGAUCGUUUCCUGUAUAGUAGCAUUGCCUUCAACCUGGCUGCAGAUGCAGCUCAAUCUAAAUGCCUGGACCAAGCCCUGGCUCUGUGGAAGGAGGUACUUAAAAAGGGGCUGGCUCCAGCUGUGCGGUGUCUCCAGCAGACAGCAGCCUCCCUGCAGAUCUUGGUGGCUCUCUAUCAGCUGAUAGCAAAGCCCCUGAAGGCUCUGGAGGCCCUGCUGCUCCUACGGAUCGUGUCUGAGAGACUAGAGGACCAUGCAAAGGCGGCCAGUUCUUCCUGCCAGCUUACCCAGCAACUCCUGAGCCUCGGUUGCCCCAGCUACGCCCAGUUAUACCUGGGAGAGGCAGAAUCAAGCCUGAAGAAUAUCAAUCAGACUGCUGACACAUACCUCCUCCUUUCCCUGACCUGUAAGCUACUUCGAAGCCAAUUCUACUGGACUCACCAGAAGGUGACGGAAGGUGUUUCUCUACUGCUGUCUGUCCUUCAAGAUCCUGCCCUCCAGAAGUCAUCCAAGGCUUGGUACUUGAUGCGUGUCCAGGCCCUGCAACUACUAGCUGUCUACCUUAGCCUAUCUCCAAACAUCCUUUCAGACACCCUGCGUGAGCAGCUCUGGGCUCAAGGCUGGCAGACGCCUGAGACAGCACUCCUUGAAGCCCACAAGCUCCUCCGCAGCAUCAUCCUCCUGCUGAUGGGCCGCGAUGUGCUCUCAAUUCAGAAAGGAACUGUGGAGUCACAGUUUCUGGACUAUGGUGAAAAUCUGGUGCAAAAAUGGCAGGUUCUUACAGAGGUGCUGAGCUGCUCUGAGAAGCUGAUCUGCCGCCUGGGCCACCUGGGGAGUGUGAGCGAAGCCAAAGCCUUCUGCUUAGAGGCCCUGAAACUCACAACAAAGCUACAGAUUCCUCGCCAGUGUGCCCUGUUCCUGGUGCUAAAGGGUGAGCUAGAGCUGGCCCGCGGUGACAUCGACCUCUGUCAGUCAGAUCUGCAGCAGGUUUUGUUUCUGCUGGAGUCCUGCACAGAAUUUGGUGGGGUGACUCAGAACCCAGGCUCUGUGAAGAAGGUCCACAUGCAGAAGGGGAAGCCACAGACCCCUGUUGCCUGGGCGCCACCGCUCCCAGAGGAAGAGCCCUUCCUAAAAGGCCCUGCUCUGGAGCUUGUGGCAACUGUGCCCAAAGAGCCGGGCACACCUUCUACAAACUCCUCUCCAGUCCUGAAAACCAAGCCCCCACCCAACCCUGGCUUCCUGUCCCAUUCACCCACCUGUGACUGCCCACUCUGUGCCAGCCCUGGCCUCUCAGCAGUCUGUCUGCGUUGGAUGUUGGUCACAGCAGGGCUGAGGCUGGCCACGGGCCACAAGGCCCAAGGUCUAGAUCUGCUGCAAGCGGUGUUGAAGGGCUGUCCUGCAGCCACCAAGCGCUUCACCCGGAAGCUCCAAGCUUCCCUGGAGCACAGAGCACCCCCCUCCUCGGUCUCCAGCCUCUUGGAUGAGAUCACGGCUCAGGUGUACACACAGCUGGCACUGGAGGGCCUGAGCCAACCAUCAGACAAGAGCCUGGGGAAGGUCCUGGCAUUAGGGCUGAAGUUCGUGGCAUCACGGAUACACAGUCUGGAGCCCUGGCGAGCCAGCCUGCUUUGGAUCCAGGCUCUUACAAAGCUAGCUAGCUUCAGCUGCUGCCCUAGCCGACUUUUUGCAAGUACCUGGGGCUGGCAGCCACCAUUAAUAAAAAGCCCCCCAGUUUCAGAACCCUCGAAGACCCGGAGCCAAAAACGUCCUGGACGAGGGCGCCAGCAGGCAGCCUCUGCUCCCCCUCCCUUCCACAGUACCUCACAGAAAGAUCCAGAAGGUGGAGAGCCACCCUGUACACCAAAGCCCCGAGGUCGGGCUUGGCCAGCUGGCCCUCGUGUUCCCUUCACCGUAUUUGAAGAAGCCAUUACCAAGAGCAAGCCUGAGGUGCCUGUGACACCCAGGGUGCAGAGGAGGGUUCAGACACGGCUCAAGGUGAACUUCAGCGAUGACAGUGACUUGGAAGACCCUGUCUCAGCUGAAGUACAGCUUGUAGAAGAAACCAAGAGAGAGGGGACUGCUUCCCGGGGCCCAGGUCGGGGCCGAACUAGGAAGGGCUCUAGCUUGAAGGUGGAUGCGGUGGUUGCCCCAGGUAGUACCCCUGGGCACCCCAACCUGAGCGGUAGGAGUCGUCAAGCCAAGAAAGUGGCACCAAGACAUCGUGAAGAACAGAGUCCUCAGGCAGCCAUUUGUGGCAAGGCCGGGCCAGGACCUGAGAUCAUGAGGACCAUCCCUGAGGAGGAACCGACUGGCAACCAGAUGGAGAUGAGCUUUGAGACUCUCAGGGGCUCUGAUGGGGAAGACUCAUCCGCAGGUGAGAAAGCACCAGUUCCAGGCCCCAGUCUUGCUUUAGGAGAAUGUGAGGUGUUGAGAAGGGACUCCAGCAAGAGAGAGCUGCCUGUCUUCUUCCCAGACAAGGAGACAGGCACAGUCCCUAGUCCUUGGCUACGACCCCUCUCAGUUUCUGUGCCUAUUGAUCUUUCUAGCCUGGAUUCCAUCUCUGAUUCACUGAGCAUUGCUUUCCGUGGCAUCAGUCACUGCCCUCCAAGUGGGCUCUAUGCCCACCUCUGCCGCUUCCUGGCUUUGUGUCUGGGCCAUCGGGACCCCUGUGCCACUGCCUUCUUUGUUGCUGAGUCUGUCUCCAUCACGUGCCGUCACCAGCUGCUCACCCAUCUGCACCGACAGCUCAGCAAGGUCCAGAAGCACCAAGGAUCAUCCGAACUGGCAGAGAAGCUGCAGGAGCUGAGCCUCCACGAGAAGCCUGGAGAUGUCCCCCUGGCCCGCAUCCAGCGCCUCUUUUCCUUCAGGGCUUCAGGAUCUGGCCAUUUCCCCCAGGCGGAGAAGGACAGUUUCCAGGAGCGCCUGGCUCUGAUCCCCAGUGGAGUGACUGUCUGUGUGUUGGCCCUGGCCACCCUCCAGCCUGGAACCAUGGGCAACACUCUUCUGCUGACCCGACUGGAAAAGGACAGUCCCCCAGUUACUGUGAAUAUCCCCACUGCUCAGAAUAAGUUCUCACUAAGUUCCUUGCUGAAAGAGUUUGAUGCCAUCCAAAAGGACCAGAAAGAGAACAGCAGUUGUACAGAGAAGCGAGCAUGGUGGACAGGGCGGCUGGCACUGAAUCAAAGGAUGGAGGACCUCAUCACCGCGCUAGAGGAGCAAGUGCUGGGCUGCUGGCGCGGGCUGCUGCUGCCCUCCGGAGGGGGACCUGGCCCUGCCCGGGAGGCCUCCCACCUACAGGAGUUGCUGCGGGAAUGUGGCUGGGAAUAUCCUGACCCCGCUCUGCUGAAAGUUAUUCUCAGUAAUGCCGGUACUCUCACCAGCCAGGACAUUCAGACCCUGGCCUACGGGCUGUGCCCAACCCAGCCCGAGCGUGCCCAGGAGCUUCUGAAUGAGGCAGUAGGUCGUGUGCAGAGCAAUGUGGCCCCAAGCAGUAAUCACCUAGUCUUGGUGUUAGACAAGGACUUGCAAAAGCUGCCAUGGGAGAGCAUGCCCUGCCUCCGAGCACGACCUGUCACCCGGCUGCCCUCAUUCCGCUUCCUACUCAACUACUGCAUCAUCAAAGAGGCUGGGGCCUCAUCAGUGUUGAGCCAAGGGGUGGACCCACGGAAUACCUUCUAUGUCUUGAACCCUCACAAUAACCUUCUGAGUACAGAGGAGCGAUUUCGAGACAACUUUAGCAGUGAAGCUGGCUGGAAAGGGGUGAUCGGGGAGGUGCCACGCCCUGAACAAGUGCAGGCGGCGCUGACGGAGCAUGACUUAUAUAUCUAUGCAGGGCAUGGGGCUGGUGCCCGCUUCCUUGAUGGGCAGGCUGUCCUACGGUUGAGCUGCCGGGCAGUGGCCCUACUGUUUGGCUGCAGCAGUGCAGCCUUGGCUGUGCAUGGAAACCUGGAGGGAGCUGGCAUUGUGCUCAAGUACAUCAUGGCUGGCUGCCCCUUGUUUCUAGGUAAUCUCUGGGAUGUGACUGACCGUGACAUUGAUCGGUACACAGAAGCUCUGUUGCAGGGCUGGCUUGGGGCAGGCCCAGGAGCCCCCCUUCUCCAUUAUGUCAGCCAGGCCCGCCAGGCUCCCCGACUCAAAUAUCUUAUUGGAGCUGCACCUGUAGCCUAUGGCUUGCCUGUUUCCCUGAAAACACCUUGAAGCUGUCUUCUAUAAUAGAAACCAUGUGACUGACUGUUAUACCUCCAAACUUAGAGUUAACUUAAUAUUUAGGUAAAAUAUUUUAAAAUGAUUUUCCCCAGUGUUUUGUAUGAAACAAUGCCUUUUAAUUUAAUGUUAAUAUAAUAAAGAUAUAUCAAACCUCA